Molecule: messenger RNA, 169 nt
Organism: Racocetra fulgida
Lineage: Eukaryota; Fungi; Glomeromycota; Glomeromycetes; Diversisporales; Gigasporaceae
Source: the annotation of a GenBank genome assembly
GAACUUGUUAAUCUUUUCCAAGACAUGCAAAUGUUGGUUGAAGCACAGGAUGCGCCAAUUGCUGCUGUUGAAGAGCAUGCUACUCAAGUCAGUAAAGAUCUAGAAUCUGGCGUCGCACAAGUAGAAAAGGCUUUAGAAAGUGCGAAAGGAGCUAGAAAAGUAUGGCAAA